This is a messenger RNA of Cavia porcellus (domestic guinea pig), 1149 nucleotides long. RefSeq names its product clathrin light chain A (gene Clta). Gene Ontology annotation, cellular component: clathrin coat of trans-Golgi network vesicle; clathrin coat of coated pit; postsynaptic endocytic zone cytoplasmic component. Bases 144 to 872 code for a protein of 242 amino acids. The transcript is spliced from 7 exons. NCBI's taxonomy places the organism in Eukaryota, Metazoa, Chordata, Mammalia, Rodentia, Caviidae. Gene Ontology annotation, molecular function: structural molecule activity; clathrin heavy chain binding. Gene Ontology annotation, biological process: intracellular protein transport; clathrin-dependent endocytosis. The record is from RefSeq and is a predicted model, not a curated record.
UCUACCUUCUCCCCCGCUCCGCCCCUCCGGCUCGUCUUCCUACGGUAGUCGCCACCACAGCGGCCGCUGCCGGGUGCCGUGGACGUGUGUCAGUCAGCAGGACUCUCUGCGUUGGUGUCGUCAGUGCCGUUGACUUGCCCGCCAUGGCUGAGCUAGAUCCGUUCGGCGCCCCCGCCGGCUCCGCGUUAGGGAACGGGGUGGCCGGCGAGGAAGACCCGGCCGCGGCCUUCUUGGCGCAGCAGGAGAGUGAGAUCGCGGGCAUCGAGAACGACGAGGCCUUCGCUAUCUUGGACGGCGGUGCCCCCGGGCCUCAGCCGCACGGAGAGCCGCCGGGCGGUCCGGAUGCUGUUGAUGGAGUGAUGAAUGGAGAAUACUACCAGGAGAGUAAUGGUCCAACAGACAGUUAUGCAGCUGUUUCACAAGUGGAUCGAUUGCAGUCAGAACCUGAAAGUAUCCGUAAAUGGAGAGAAGAGCAAACCGAACGUUUGGAAGCCCUUGACGCCAAUUCUCGGAAGCAGGAAGCCGAGUGGAAAGAAAAAGCCAUAAAGGAGCUAGAAGAGUGGUAUGCAAGGCAGGACGAGCAGCUGCAAAAAACAAAAGCGAACAACAGGGUGGCAGAUGAAGCUUUCUACAGACAACCCUUCGCUGACGUGAUUGGUUAUGUCACAAACAUAAACCAUCCUUGCUACAGCCUAGAACAGGCAGCAGAAGAAGCCUUUGUAAAUGACAUUGAUGAGUCGUCCCCAGGCACAGAGUGGGAACGGGUGGCCCGGCUGUGUGACUUUAAUCCUAAGUCCAGCAAGCAGGCCAAAGACGUCUCCCGCAUGCGCUCGGUCCUCAUCUCCCUCAAGCAGGCCCCCCUGGUGCACUGAAGAGCCACCCUUGGAAACACUACAUCUGCAAUAUCUUAAUCCUACUCCGUGAAGCUGUUCACAGUAAUUGGAUUAAUUAUGUUGAGUUCUUUUGGACCAAACCUUUUGUCUUUAGAGUUGAUCAUUGUUUGUGAUUGCAUGUUUCCUUCAACUGUGUUCUCCCUGGCAUUCAGAGAGGAGGGGGGAAGAAGAGGAAGGGUGGAAGCUGCCAGCAGUAGCCUCAAACCUGUGCUUUCGUGCAUUAUUCUGAGAAUAAAUUUGUUUCAAACAAUAUAAA